Solanum verrucosum is the source of this 1532-nucleotide messenger RNA. Its product is annotated as legumain. NCBI's taxonomy places the organism in Eukaryota, Viridiplantae, Streptophyta, Magnoliopsida, Solanales, Solanaceae. The transcript has 9 exons. Gene Ontology annotation, biological process: vacuolar protein processing. Gene Ontology annotation, molecular function: cysteine-type endopeptidase activity. The record is from RefSeq and is a predicted model, not a curated record. Bases 48 to 1532 code for a protein of 494 amino acids.
UCCUCUGUUUCUUCACCUUUUUUUCAAUCAACAAAAUUUUAGUUUUGAUGGGGUCCUGUAAUUUUACAGUAUGUGUAGCCUUGAUGUUGUUGGUUAUGGUGGGGGCUAUUUCUUUUGAACCAAAAAUUGAUACAAGGUUAGGUAGAGCCCACCGCUUCUGGGACCCCUUGAUACGAUCGCCGGUAGAUCGUGCUGAUGAUGAAACGGAGGAAGACGGUGGCGGCGUGCGGUGGGCGGUUCUUGUGGCUGGUUCAAAUGGAUAUGGAAAUUAUCGGCAUCAGGCAGAUGUAUGUCAUGCCUACCAAAUCUUGAAAAGAGGUGGAUUGAAAGAUGAGAACAUAGUAGUAUUCAUGUACAAUGACAUUGCCAAGAGCGAGUUGAAUCCUAGACCAGGAGUAAUAAUCAAUCAUCCAAAUGGUAGUGAUGUCUAUGCCGGUGUGCCUAAGGACUAUACCGGUGAGCACGUCACUGCAGCAAACUUGUAUGCUGUGCUUCUUGGUGAUAAAAGUGCCGUGAAAGGUGGAAGCGGGAAGGUCGUCAAUAGUGGACCGAAUGACAGGAUAUUUUUGUAUUACUCCGAUCAUGGUGGUCCAGGGGUGCUUGGAAUGCCCAACAUGCCUUACCUUUAUGGCAAAGAUUUAAUUGAGGUCUUGAAGAAAAAAUACUCAGCUGGGACCUACAAAGAGAUGGUCCUCUAUAUUGAAGCUUGUGAGAGCGGUAGUGUCUUCGAGGGUUUAAUGCCUGAAAACUUGAACAUUUAUGUGACGACAGCCUCAAACGCUGAAGAAAGCAGUUGGGGGACAUAUUGCCCAGGAAUGGAUCCUCCACCUCCAUCAGAAUAUAUCACAUGUUUGGGAGACUUGUAUAGUGUUGCAUGGAUGGAGGACAGCGAGUCUCAUAACCUGAAGAAGGAAACAAUAAAACAGCAAUACGAGAAGGUGAAGGAAAGAACUUCCAACUCCAACAACUAUAAUGCUGGAUCUCAUGUUAUGGAAUAUGGAAGCAAAAAAAUUAAGCCCGAGAAAGUUUACCUGUACCAAGGAUUUGACCCUGCCACCGUGAAUCUUCCUGCGAACAAGAUCAAUUUCGCACAAUUGGAGGUGGUCAAUCAGAGGGAUGCUGAUCUUCUCUUCUUAUGGGAAAGAUAUAAGAAGCUGGAAGACAAUUCACUCGAGAAGGCCAAGCUUCGGAAAGAGAUUACUGAGACACUGCAGCAUAGGCAACAUCUUGAUGGGAGCAUAGAUGCAGUUGGAGUGUUUCUUUUCGGUCCAAUAAAGGGUGGUUCUGUUCUCAGCUCUGUCCGAAAACCUGGUCUACCUCUCGUCGAUGAUUGGGAAUGCCUAAAAUCAACGGUUCGCCUUUUCGAGGCACAUUGUGGUUCGCUGACACAAUAUGGCAUGAAACACAUGAGAGCAUUUGCAAACAUUUGCAACAAUGGUAUCUCAAGAGAUGCUAUGGAGGAAGCUUUUAUGGCUGCUUGCAAUGGACAUAUAGAGGAGUAUAGCGCUGCGAACCGAGGCUUUAGCGCUUGA